AUGACCCUAACCGGCGCGAGCGCACUCAUCGCUCGCGCCGGACGCGCGCGAGCCGCGCGCACCGCGCGCGAUCGUCGCCGCGCGCUCGCUACCCGACGCGUCUCACAAAAAGUACAAAACGAUGACGUGGGCGUCCCGAGCGCUUCGUCGUCCGACCCCGACGUUCGCGGCGCCGUGUGGCUGGCGCGUUCGCACGAUUUACGAAUGCGAGACAACGAAGCUUUCAUCAGCGCGUGCGCGGAGGCGAGAGCGGUCGGUGGGGUCGUCGCGUGCGUGUUCGCGUGGAGCGAGCGGGACGCGCGAGAGAGCGGAGGCGCGCGGCGGGCCUGGUUGGCGAAAGCGCUCGAGGCGUUGGAUCGGGAUUUGCGUCGAACGUACGGGGGUGGGGUAUCGAUGUUUAAGGGUGAGGGGGCGGAGGGGGCGAUGCGGGCGGCGAGGGCGAUCCGGGCGACGCGAGUGUUCGCGUCCAAGCGGUACGAGCCGGAGAACGCCGAGGCGGACGAGCGCGCCUCGGUCGAGAUGGCCGUACGUGGGGUCGAGCUCGUGCGCACGCGAGGAUUUUUAUUGUUUGAGCCGAGUGAAGUUCGCAUCGACGUCGCGGCAAGGGAUGGAUACUUUGGAACGUUGAUGCCGUUCGUGCACGCUGCGGAGCGCACGUGCGGCGAUCCGGGCAAGCCUAAACCAGCCCCCGUAGACGUUCGCAUGGUGGACUUGGGGACGGAGAGCGACCACGAGUGGGAGCAAAUAGGUUUAGAAGAUCUAGGCGUAGCACCGGCGUCUGACCGACGCGUAGAUUGGUCGGCAGGGAUCCGCGCGGAUUGGGACAUCUCCGAAGGCGGCGCCGUGGAGACCUGGUCUCAAUUCACCGCGGUCGGAUUGGAUAGAUUCGAGGCCGAGCACGGGCGAGCGGAUCCAGAAGCAGGGGUGACUGUGUCGCGGCUGUCGCCGUAUCUUCGAUUCGGCAUGAUCAGCCCGAGGACGGUUUAUCACGACUUGGUGAAGAAGGAUGGGAAGAAUAUCAGCAAGACCUUUUGGCACCGUCUCUAUCGCCGAGAGCUGGCGUACUGGCAGUUGCAUCACUGGCCCGAUCUUCCAAAAACGUCGGUACGAUCGCACUACGAAAACAGGGCGUGGUUGAGCGGCGAUGAGGCCGACGAGGCGCUUCGUCGUUGGCAACGAGGCGAGACGGGAUUUCCAGUCGUCGAUUGCGGGAUGCGUCGUCUGUGGCGGACGGGGUGGAUGCACCAGACGGAGCGCAUGAUCACGGCGACCUUUCUCGUAGAUUACCUCGGCGUGCACUGGACGCGUGGCGCGGAUUGGUUCAUGCGCACGCUCGUCGACGCCGAUGAGGCCAUCAACUCGAUGAUGUGGCAAAACGCGGGCAAGAGCGGACUCGAUCAGUGGGACUUUUUCGAGGGUACGCUCGCCCCAGACGGUUCCGCGCGCGCGCACGAUCCUCAUGGCGACGCCAUCGCGCGCUGGAUCCCCGAGCUCGCGGCAUUACCGCGCGGUUAUCUCCGGCAUCGGCCGUGGGAGGCGUCCAAGGCGACGCUCGCCGAGUGCGACGUCGAGCUCGGUUCGACGUAUCCCCGUCGCAUGAUCGUCGAUCUCGAUCGGGCGCGUCAGCGCAUGCUCGACGAUGUCACCACGAUACGACACGCCGAGCUCGUGCGAGCGGGCGGUCUGGUGAAACCCGGCUCGAUGGAGGACCUCGUCGUCGCGCCGCGCGCCGCCGUCGUCCGAGGCGCCGCCGACCUCGCGCGCGUCUCCACCAGAAAAGAGUUCAAGCGCAGCCUCAAGGCGCUCAAGGCGUCCAUCGCGGGCAUCGACCUUCCUUCGAACCCGUCGUCGAAGCCCCACGGGAAAUCACGCGCGAACGCGUCUCGGCCCAAGGUCUCCGCCGCGUCUCGGCCCAAAUCCGGGCCCCGUUCCGGGCGCCUUCCCGCCCCCGAUCGCGACGCCGUGCGCGCGAGCCGCCGCGAGGCCAAGCGCCUCGACGCCGCCUUCAGAGGUCGAGUGUUCCAUCAUCUCCCCGUCGACGACCUCGACGACCGCGACGCCGCGCCGCCGCGCGUCGGUCGUCGCCCCGCGCGUUGA
This is a messenger RNA of Ostreococcus tauri, 2097 nucleotides long. Its product is annotated as Cryptochrome/DNA photolyase, class 1. The transcript has a single exon. NCBI's taxonomy places the organism in Eukaryota, Viridiplantae, Chlorophyta, Mamiellophyceae, Mamiellales, Bathycoccaceae. The record is from RefSeq and is a predicted model, not a curated record. Gene Ontology annotation, biological process: circadian regulation of gene expression; entrainment of circadian clock by photoperiod. Gene Ontology annotation, cellular component: nucleus; cytoplasm. Bases 1 to 2097 code for a protein of 698 amino acids. Gene Ontology annotation, molecular function: FAD binding; DNA binding.